UCGAAGAUGUGAAGCACAUGGAUUCUGUUGACAUUUGCAGGAGCUUCAGAUUGCGACCGAUUCAUUUCUGAGGUCCACAGCUCCUCCCUCCCUCUUCUGCAUGUUAUUGCACAAUGGCAGCCACCAUGGAUGGUAACAUGAAGCCUCUACAAACUGCAAUGAGGCUGGUCAAGACUGCAAUACAGUUGGAUUCGGGAAACAGACACAAGGAGGCGUACUGCGAAUAUUUGAGGAGUAUCAACUAUAUAUCCCACGCCCUUUUGGAGGAUGCAUCAUCAAAACAGGAUGAAAUGGGAAGCAUGGAAGUGGAGAAGAUGCUAAAGUUGGCUGAACAGUGUCUGGAAAGAAUCAAGUCAUUUGCUGCAAAACAAAACGAACCUCCACCGCCAUACACAUCUUUGCCCAACCAGACGUUCUCCUCCAGCCUCCCCCCAGUUGUGGCCAACACUACGCCAGCCGCACCUGAGAAGACAGACGUAGAGUCAGAUGUGCAUAGCAGACCAAACACUGGAAUUCGUCUCAGGCACCGGCGUGUCCUAUCAGAGGGAGAGGGGACGGCCUCCCCCUUUCUGCCCCCUGAGAUCUUCCAGAGGCUGCAGACAGUGGAGACCCCAGAUAAAAAGGAACUCACCCCAAUUGAGGAGGCAUCUCGUCUGAAUGAGAAGUUGAAGGCAAACUAUGAGGCUCGAAUGGCUAGACUUUCUCCAGGGCAGGCAACGCAGAAAACAUCAUUGACCCUCUCCCUCCAGCGGCAAAUGAUGGAAAACCUCAUCAUCGCCAAAGCCAGGCAAGAUGCUCUCCAGAGGAAGAUGGAGGAGCGAAGACUGCGGCUUCAGGAGGAGGCAAAUAGGAGGUUUGCUUCAUCCGGCACUAUGUCAGCAGAAGACCAAGAGCAGCGCUUACUGUACGCCAACAUUCUUGAAUAUGAACAAGAUCAUGACUGGCCAAAGGUGUGGAAGGCAAACCUGAAGAAGAAUCCCGAAGAUCCCGGCUUGGUCUCUGGGCUCGUCAACUACAUGCUCAGCUGCGCUGACCAUCCUGUGGUCAUGUUGCUCCACCGGCUGCAGUACCGCACCUACAACCGCCUCUACCCCAUCAUCAGCAGGUAUGCCCCCCCAAGCCCCAUGGCAGGCUACGGGACCUCCAUCAAGCCUUCGCGCAGCGCCCACAGCCUGCUGCUGCACCCGGACAGCUCCCACGGCAACGCGCCGGGCGUCGUCCACUCGCUAUCCGACGUUUCGCUGUCCGUGUCGCUCACGCACGACCACAGCACGCACGACCAGAGCUCGCACGACCACAGCACCCACUACGAGGAGACGGACAGCGAGGACCCUCACGGCCACGCCGCGCCGGACCGGGAGAACUCCUUCGAGGACCUGGAGCAGUUCCUGACACAGCUGGACUGGGGUCAGCGCACCGACCUGGACUUGACCUCUGACCCUGUGCAUGGGGAGACGGAGGCUCAUAUCCAGGACCAGGAGGAGCGGGCCCUCAAGGAGCACCUGAAGACCAUUGUUAAGGACAUUCACAAUACCAUUGAUCGACUGUUAUCGUUAUGUUUGCUGUCAUUCGAGUGCCUCAACACUGCAAGCGGCAAAGACAUAUGUGUGGCCAGCAUAGAAGAGGCUUUCUUCACACCACUAUGGAGUCCCCUUCUCGCACUGUUCAGAAAGGUGUACCACGAGCGAGAGCUGGCCUUCGAGAUCAGCGCCAAGCUGUACCGUGACGCGUCGCCAGGUGACAUUGGAGUCCCACCAAAACUCUUCCCCAGUGACCCAUCUUUGCUGAAUGGUUCCUACCCGUAUGAGCUAGCGGUGCAGGAACUGAAGAUAUUGUGCAGGGACUGCUGUCCACAGAGGAAACUGGAGUGCAUCGUGAGAACACUGAGGCUCAUCUGUGCGUGUGCUGAAGACUACCGCUGUCUCCAGGAGGACAACUUGCCUCCCAAAACAGCUGCUAUUGGUGCAGAUGACCUGUUGCCCAUCCUCUCAUUUGUGGCCUUGCGCACAGAGCUUCCCCAGCUGGUUUCUGAGUGUGCCGCUUUGGAAGAGUUCAUUCAUGAGGGGUACCUGAUUGGUGAGGAGGGCUACUGUCUCACUUCAAUGCAGAGUGCGCUUACCUAUAUAGAAUCACUACACACCUUGACCACUCCACUGCCUAACACUAAGCUCACCUGACCGAUGAAGGGCAGACGAUGCAUGCUGUUUCUGAGAGGAGAUGAAGUUCCUGUGAGAACGCAGUAGAACCCUACACAGGACCGCCACCCCCCCCCCCACCACCACCACCACUCAGCUCACCCAGCUCACCCUGCCUCUCCCUCCUCCUCAAACUCACCCCACCACACCCCUCUUCCAUCCUGUAAAUACCCCCACCCCUACUCAGGGGCGUCGUUAUGACGAUGCCUCUCACAUAUAUCCCAAGUUCCAUUGGUUUCUAGUGACUUGAGGGGGGUAGGCUGACGACUAUGUGUGUGUGAGAGAGAGCUGGGUGAACGUGGAUAGGAGAUAAGCAGGGACCCUGUGUGUGUGGUGGUUACUGCUGCGGGUAGUGGCUGGUGCGGAGAAAGACGACGCCCCAUCAGUGAUCCUCAGGCAGCUUACUCUGGACCAGCCCAGAGCAGAGCAGAGCAGGGCAGAGCAGAGCAGGACAGGCCUGGUGUUGUUGGCAAACAUUCUGUAGAGCAACCACAGUCACAGCCGUCAAGCAAUCUUAUCAAUACACCCUUGUCUAUAUAAAGGCAAGAGUUCGGCCAUGUGUUGGCCAGGUGUGUCAUUUAUGUAUCAACAAGCAUGUGCCUGAUGUCUUCUCAUCCAGUGUGACAUUAUCAGAGGCCCACAUGCCUGAUGCUAUGGUUGAUUUUAAAUGCCCUCUUCCUGCAGUUUUAGAUUUUGUGAUCAACCAUAGUCCCAUAUUUUACUAAUCGAAGCACUGCUUGUGUCUCUUUCUGUGGAAGGAUGAUGUCUUGCACUACUAUACAACAACAAUAUUAUAUAUCAAUGAGCGGAUUCUUUGAUUACAUCUUAUUUACUUGUUUCUAAGUUUGUUUUAAAGGACUUUUUUUUUGGAGGAAAUAUCACUACUCUCUUGUACAAAGAAACAGAAGUGGCCAUUAAGGCUUUAGAGCUGUAAGAUUGCUGAACCCGUCGACCAGUUGGAGAUAGCAAGUAGACACUAUUCACAUGUUCAUCAUGUUUUGUUUCGGCACACAAUGUUCUUAAUUUAGUAUUUAUAUUGAUUACACAUUAUGUGUAUAUAUUUUUUGCACUUUGGUUUAUAGGGAGAUGUUGUUUUUAUUUUUUAAUUUUUUAAUUUUGGCAACUUUUUUUUCCUGGUGUACAUUUGCCACAGUGAUACACUUAACAUUUAAGACUGCACUUCAAAUGUGUUUAUACAGUUGAAUAUUAUAACAUAAUACUCAAUAUAUAAGAGUGGAAUAUUAUGUUAUGAAAUGAGGUGUGUGUGUGUGUGUGUGCGUGUGUGCGUGCAUGAGCGAGAGAGAGAGACAACCAUUGGUGUAUGUGUUUGCACAAACAGAUCAUGUAUGUUUUCAGCAAUUUAAUCCCUUAAAAAGCAAGAUGGGUUCACAAGAAUCAUCUCCAGAUUUCUGUCGUUAUUUCUUUCCCUUGAGUGGUGCGUAAUUAGGGUGGAGCUAGCUAGCAAGCAUCAUCCAGGCAGUGUCACAUCUCAACAAGCUACUUCUGUGAUGUGAUGUGUGUGUGUGUGUGUGUGUGUGUGUGUGUGAGAGAGAGAGAGAGCGCGCGGACCGGCCUGUUCUGUGCCCUGGUGCCACACACUCACACUCCUAUGUUGGCACACUGCACUUUGGGUCGUACUAGGCAGCCAGUGGUGAGGGUGAGACUGCCACUAUCAGAGGAGUUCACAUCGAGCUUUUGUUUUGUUUACUCUGUCUCUAUGUUCUGUAUUGUUUGUCCCUUAUAGCCAAGGGUGGUUUGUGGUCCUAUUAACCACUGCACUCUGAUCAUGUAAACUAAAGUUAUUGUUUUCAUUUUUUUUAUGCUGCGGAUUUGCUAUUUAAUACUUUUUAUUGCGUUUGUAUGAGGGAAAAGUGUUAAGAAAUGUGAAAAGAAUUGCUGUGCAAGACCACUCAAACUACUGUAUCUUUGUAUGUAUUAUAAAGUAUGAGGUAUGACACUUAAUCUUUUCCUGAUUGUCCUAAUGCUAAAUUAACCUUUUAAAUGUACUCGUGCAGCUAGCCAUGAUAUAAAUUGUAGGCAAUUUUGUGCUUAAGGCAAGAUACUCAGCAAGAGUUUUAUUUGUUGUUUGUUUAUCUGUUGUCUCAACCAUUUUUUUAGAUAUCUAUUAUAAUGUGAAUGUACACUGGAUCUCAAAAAGACUGAUGGCAUUUUUAUGUGAAGCUGUGUUUCCAUGUUUUCCCCAUCUUGGCCUGAUUUGGAGAAUUGCAAUGGCAUCAGUUGAGUUUGCUUUGUGAGUUCUAUUUCUCUGUGUGUGAGUGAGACAGAGAGAGAGAUUGUGUGUGCAAGAGCGAAUGGGAUUGAUAUCCAGGAGAUUUCUAACAAUAAAGAUGUAUCUAAACUUUAAA
Molecule: messenger RNA, 4561 nt
Organism: Sardina pilchardus (European sardine)
Lineage: Eukaryota; Metazoa; Chordata; Actinopteri; Clupeiformes; Clupeidae
Gene: vps9d1
Product: VPS9 domain containing 1
Exons: 17
Coding region: 114-2177 (687 amino acids)
Biological process (GO): vesicle-mediated transport
Cellular component (GO): endocytic vesicle; cytosol
Molecular function (GO): small GTPase binding; guanyl-nucleotide exchange factor activity
Source: RefSeq, a predicted model, not a curated record